GUGACCUUCGGGUAUUUCAGUUGGCAUCGCACAUAUAAAAUCAUUUCUCAUUGUAUAAUAUGGAUGGAAGUGCAGUUAUUGGAUUUCCAAUUUCUUUAUGCACCGUUCAAGGAAACAUACUACAAUCAUUUUUUGAAUGCCAACUUCGAGGACUUCGUCACAGCUGUAAAUGGCUCACAGAUUUACUAUGGUCUUUAAAUCUUCCCAUCAUAUCUAAUCCUGAUAGUGUUUUCUCAUCAAGCAAUGUCUAUCAAAGUAUUCCACCAGAUAAAUUGACCACAUUUCUACUUGCUCGUAGUUGUUUUGAUACACAAGAGUACGAUCAUUGUGCUGAAAUAUUAUCUCAUAAUUUUGAAAAACCAAUUCAUGAUAAUCCAAAACAUUUCAUUGAUAAAUAUGGUCAUGUUUAUUAUUUCCUAUAUAUAUACUCACGUUAUAUGGCAUGUGAAAAACGUCGAGCUAAUGAUUCAGUAGAAUCACGACUUGUUUUAAAACAAGAUGAAGAGACAAAAUCAUCAUGCAUAUCUAUGGCUAAGUGUAAUAAAGAACUUUUAUCAAUAAAGUGUGAAAUCGAACCGUAUACAAAUAACAUAAAUUUAUCGGAUGAAAUAAGAACGGUCAAUAAAAUUGGUGAUUCGUUUCUACUGUAUGUUCAUUCUUUAAUUUGUCUUCGAUUGGGAAUAAAAGAAACUGCUGCAUCAUUGUUAGUUCAAGCGAUUAAUUUAAAUUUUUAUCUUUGGCCUGCAUGGUAUGAAUUGGUUGAUCUCAUAGAGAAUAAAGAGAAAAUGAAUUGUUUAAAUCUUCCUACAGAUGAUGAAUGUUGGAUGAGAUAUUUUUUUGAGGCUAAGGUGUUUUUGAAACUACACGAAGGUGAAAGAGCUUUAGAAAUCCUAUUAAAACUCUCCGAAAGUGGAUUUAGUAGAAGUCACAAUUUACAGGCCGAAAUCGGUUUAGCAUAUAAUGAAUUACGUGCUAUGGAAUUAGCUAAGAAACAAUUCAAACAGUUAUUCAAUGCUUGUCCUUGUCGAUUAGACAACGUGGAUACUUAUUCAAAUGUUUUAUUUGUAUGUGAAGAUUCAACUGAACUGGCUUAUUUAGCACAUCAUUGUGUUAAUUUAGAUAGAUAUCGUGCAGAGACUUGUUGUGUUGUCGGAAAUUUUUUUGGAUUGCGUGGACAACAUGAAAAAGCGGUUAUUUAUUUUCGGCGUGCUUUAAAAUUAAAAACAGCUUAUUCAUUAGUCUGGACAUUAAUUGGUCAUGAAUUUAUGGAACUUCGAAAUACAAAUGCUGCAAUACAUGCGUAUAGACAAGCACUUGUUUAUAAUCGACAUGAUUACCGUGCAUGGUAUGGUCUUGGGCAAAUGUAUGAAGUAUUAAAUUUGCCAUCAUUUUCACUUUAUUAUUAUAGAGAAGCGCAGUAUCUUAUGCCUACAGAUUCACGUUUAAUUGUAGCUUUAGGAGAGAUUUAUGGGAGACUUAAACGAUUUGAUGAAGCUAAAAAGUGUUAUUGGCGUGCAUAUUGUGUUGGUGAUAUAGAAGGUGAAGCAUUGAUGCGAUUAGCUAUCUGCUUUGAAAGAUGUGGUGAAGACGCGGAAGCUGCCGCAGCCUAUACAGAAUUUAUAAAAUUAUGUCAACGUAACGGUGUAAAUGAACAGAUAAAUUUAGCUAUAGCUUAUAAAUAUUUAGCAAAUUAUCAUUUACGUAAAGGACAUUAUGAAGAUUCAGCUUUAGCUGCUAAUAAAUGUCUUGAAUAUCCAGAAACACGUGAAGAAGCCAAAGCUAUGCUACGUCAAAUUACAAUAUUAGCUGGAGAUAUUGAACAAUUAGCUCCAUUGGAUUCGGUUAACAAUAUCGAUAUGCCUAUUGAAGAAAGUAAAACUGAUCAUUGUGAAUAUUUAGAUCAGAACUUACAAACAUCAAGGAAAGCAGAAGAAUCGGAGUUUUCCAGAACGGAAGUUAUGAAAUCUGCUGCGAAAGAAAUUCAGGUUUUUAUUUUAUUUAUAUUUAACAAAAUCUUCAAUAAUUUAAUGAUAUCUGAUUUCAAUUGGCUGGAAGUAAUUGACUACCAAUCUAUACGUUAUAUUUCAUUGUAAAACUACUGGAGAUUAGUUUUUACCACAAAUACUGAUAUUUACAACAAAACCGUUAGAAUUCGACAAAGAUGUUUCUUCAUAAUUUUAAUUGACUUUAAAAUGUCUACGCAAAGAAUCUUGGACUGGUAGUUCAGUGGUUAUAGUGAUCGACUUUCAGCUAUUGUUGCAGGUCUGAAAACCGUUCCACCUACUUCGGUUCUAGUAACCUGUUAUUACCACUAGUUCUCAUAAUUAGAGCAUAGCUUAAAGCUAAUUACGUGAAUGCGUACCUGGUAAAUGAGUUAGUAAGAUCAAGUUUAGAAGCUUUAAGUCUCACAGGAAGUAUAACAUUCAUACUCUUGUGUUUGAUUUAUCAAACGGGUUAUAUUUUCAACUUCAACUAGUUUUUUAUUCGUAUGUUAUCAGUUAGUUAAUCGCUUCAUUCCCGACUUGACUUUACAACUAGAAUUUUGGAAGAAUUCAUCUGGAAAUUACUCAUUAACAAGCGCAAAAUCAUCAAAAUGUGGGAGAGUUUCAUCUUCUUUUUUUCAGCAGUUCAAAAUUCAAACUGAAAUAUAAUAAACGUAGCAAUAAUUCUUAUUAUUAAAAGCGUUAUAGUGCAAUAUAAUUUCAUCUAUGUAAACAUAAUUAAUGAGUCUAAUCUAAAACGAGCCAAACGGUUAGUAUUAUGGUAAAAGAGAUCAUUCUGAUCUGUGAAAUAAAAGCUACUUAUCAAUUUAUUUGACUUUCUAACUGCUUAUAUCAUUCCUUCAUAUCCUUUGAUAUAUUAUAACUUCUGUCAGUUUGAUUACAUUUGUAGCUUGAAUUCCAUUGAAAACUUUGUUGACAUUUUUUAUUAUUUGUUAUCAAGUGGUAAUGCGUAGAAAAUGCUAAACAGUAAAAUUCUUUAAAAUGUGAAACCAAUUCAUUUUAGUUUCUUGUAAUUGUUUAUUGUGUUUUUUGUAUGUUAAAUGUAUCUCAAAGUCCCUACUAAAUUCAUAUGUGCUAGAUAUAAAAUGUUAUCCAUUUGAAAGGAAAAUGGAAUACUUUCUUUCAACUAUUGAACAAAUUUUGAAUAAAUUUUCAAGUAAUAAUAUUCGAUCUUUGUCGAAUUAUCUCAAAUCUAUUGAAUAGAUAAGUGUUUAAGCAGUCAUUGAUUUUAUGAAAAUGGCAUUCUUUGUUGAAAUUUCGAUUUUAUUUUGAUAAUACAAGUUUCUAGGUUAUGUCUUAAUUUUAUCUUAUAAUAAGUUAUGUUAUGAAAACUUAAUUACACUCUGUAUACACUAGACGAAUGUACAGUGUCUUGUGUAGAGACCUUAAGCGUUUUUUUUCUUAGAAGGCCUAUCCCCAUCUCACUCUGGAUGUUUAUGAAAUACAGUGGAGAUGAUAUGUCUUGUAUAAUUUGUAAGAUUGGGAUAAGAUUUCUACUUUCAAAAUGUGGAAUAUAUAUAUGUAUCAGGCUAAUUUAAAAAUUUUGUCUUCGUAGCUAGUAAAGAUGUAUUUAUAAGACCUCAUUAUUGUUUAGUAAUAUUUUCCCUAACUUAUCAUUUUUACUUAUAGCCCUUGAGUAUUUCAUUGAAAGAGGCUCUCACUUCUUUCAAUGAAUCAACAGUAUCGAGAAGACUUCAUCUUUCCAAGCAACCUCCUUCAUCAUCAGCAGCACUUACAAUCCAUUCAGGUCACUUAACUUCAAGCAUUUGUUAUGGUGAAGAUGAUAUUAAUGAUAGAAAUAGUGCUAAAAAUAUCACUUCUAUUACUGCUACUUCCUCGAUGGAAUCAAUGACUACUAUAACAACACCGGUUCAUCAUUCGCAUCCACCAACAUCACUUCCUUGUGACGAUGAAUCUUUUAAUCAUACUACUUGUGAAACACCAAUUAAUAGUGUCACUGCGGCGGUACAUUCAAAAUUCCAGAAUUCUCCGACUACUUCUAUUGAUAACGUUAAUGAUGAUGAUAAUAAUAAUGAUCUACAACUUGAUAUAUUAUCAUCAGAACAGAGAGAUGAAUCAAUGGGACAUAGUAGUAAUGAGACAUAGAGAGAACACACACAAUUAUCGUUUAUUGUAGAUUUUCAAUGUUCUCCACGUGUACAUUAAUUAAUUUGGCUAUUUUUUCUAAAUGAUAACAUUGUAAAGAUGUUAGAUAUCGUUUUAUAAAAAUCCAUAUAUUGAAUAAAGUUAUGAUUCUUUUC
Schistosoma curassoni is the source of this 4264-nucleotide messenger RNA. NCBI's taxonomy places the organism in Eukaryota, Metazoa, Platyhelminthes, Trematoda, Strigeidida, Schistosomatidae. The record is from the annotation of a GenBank genome assembly.